CCUUUCAGACCCAACAUCAACAUGUGUUGAUAAUAUUUAUAUUUUGAUUCAUUCAUACGAUGAUAACAAAAAAAAAAAAAAAAAACAAUGAAGCAGUGAUGCAUCUUCGUCUUCUUAUGCUCUCUGCAACCCUUCAAGCCGGCCUAACCUAAACCCAUUUUACACUCUCAUUUUCUCCUCUUUCUCCAUUUUCUUAUUAGCACAUCACAGUUACAAUUCCCUCAAAGAAAAAUAAAAAAUAAAAAAACCCUAAAAAAUUUCUCCUUUUGAUCCAUCUGGGUGCACCCUCAAGAGUCAUCAAUCUUCUGGAUCGCUCCAAGGUUGUCAUCUUUUUUAUUUUUGACGAAAGUGGGUCGUUCAUAGAAACGUGGUUUCGAUCUGGGUUUGAUUCAAUUUGGGGUUUCUGGGGUUGUUAUUGAAAUGGUCUAUUUCCAUAGCUCAAUCUCUCCCUGCAACUCCACCGUUGACCAAACACCUUCAAUGGCGAAUUCCCUCGAUUUCGGCUCGAUUCCGAAAUCGAGGACUCGGAAGACACCCAAUUCUUCCCUUCAGGUUCCGCCGUGCCGGCGAUCUCGAUCGGCUGUGGUGGAUGUGGUGAUUUUCGCGGCGGUUGUUGCCGCCUUCGGGUUCUUGUUGUUCCCCUAUGUUCAGGUUGUGGCGAGUGGAAGUGUGAAGAUUGGUGGUGUGAUCGUGAAUUUGGUGAAGGAAGAGGUUUUUGUUGCUCCUUGGGUGUACUUGUUCAUUGGUGUGAGUGUUACCUUUGCUGCAUUGACUGUGUGGAUUAUUGUGGUUUGCACAACAAGGAAAUGUGGGAAUCCCAAUUGCAAGGGUCUAAGAAAGGCUGCAGAGUUUGAUAUUCAGUUGGAGACUGAGGAUUGUGUCAAGAAUUCACCUUCAUUGCCUAAGGAUGGUGGAGUUAAGAAGGGAUUGUUUAAGCUUCCCUGUGAUCAUCACCGCGAACUCGAAUCUGAGCUCAAGAAGAUGGCACCCCCCAAUGGAAGGGCUGUUCUUGUUCUCAGAGCAAGGUGUGGUUGUUCUGUUGGUAGGUUGGAAGUUCCAGGGCCGAAAAAGAAUCGGAAGAUCAAGAAGUAGGAUACAGAAAAGAAAACAAGACUCUUUAAGUUAUAGGGAGGAGAGGAUAAUUGAAUACAGAAUAUAAUCUUAAGUGGGCAGAGGAGGUACUUAUAGUUACAUGGUCAUAUUCUAUUAUUUAGACUUAGAUUGUCUUUUAAAUAAGCCCCACCUUGGUAAUAAGUUGUACUAAACUAUGAAUCAUACAGUUUGGUUAUUUAUACCUGGAAUAUAAGAAUCCUUUAA
This is a messenger RNA of Abrus precatorius (Indian licorice), 1317 nucleotides long. RefSeq lists its product as uncharacterized. The coding region runs from base 421 to 1092 and encodes 223 amino acids. The record is from RefSeq and is a predicted model, not a curated record. The transcript has a single exon. NCBI's taxonomy places the organism in Eukaryota, Viridiplantae, Streptophyta, Magnoliopsida, Fabales, Fabaceae.